AAAGGAGUUCUGUGGGCUACUCUCCCUGCACUGCAAACUUCUGGUUCGAAUAACAAAGCAAUCAGAUCGAAUUGAUACAGGAGACCUGCAGAUAUUUGGGUUAGAUAAGUCCUGUUCUCUGUUUUUGGGCAUCAUUCUAAUUACUGAUCUUCUCUGGUCAUAUAAAACCUUCCACGCGACUUCUCCAACCGUCUGAUGACUUCUACAAUAUUUAUUUCACAGCUUGUGAAUCCAGGUGAAGAUCUGAACAAUAUUAAUCCUACAGAGACAUAUGUGAGGGGUGAUGAGCAGAGUACAGAGGACAUUCCUACAGAUAACCACCCAGAUGGCUGUAUUGAGAUCUCAGAGAAACAUCUGGUAUCUUCAGAUUUUGAAGUAGAUGAUCGUGGUAUCACACGAGAUGAAGAGUAUGCCAACAUCCAAGAUAUACCUUCAUCCAAUGACAGAAAAAAUGUAUCACUUAAUCCUUUUAAACAGGUCCGAUCUUCUGAUUCAUCACAGACUGUAGCACAGAAUAAAAGUCGUAGAAGAGGUGUUAAACAUCAAACAGUUCACGUAGGAGGGAAGCCAUUUUCAUGUUUAGAAUGUGGAAAAUGUUUUAGAUAUAAAUCAACUAUUGUUAGACAUCAGAGAAUUCACACAGGGGAGAAGCCAUUUUCAUGUUCAGAAUGUGGAAAAUGUUUUACCCGUAAAUCAUCUUUAUUGAAACAUCAGAGAAUUCACACAGGAGAGAAGCCAUUUUUAUGUUCAGAAUGUGGAAAAUGUUUUAAGCAGAAAUGGGCUCUUGUUAUACAUCAGAGAAUUCACACAGGGGAGAAGCCAUAUUCAUGUUCAGAAUGUAGAAAAUGUUUUAGUUGUAAAUCAGAACUUGUCACACAUCAGAGAAUUCACACAGGGGAGAAGCCAUUUUCAUGUUCAGAAUGUGGGAAAUGUUUUACACAGAAAUCAGCUCUUGUCAUACAUCAGAGAAUUCACACAGGGGAGAAGCCAUUUUCAUGUUCAGAAUGUGGAAAAUGCUUUAACAGUAAAUCCUCUUUUGUUCUACAUCAGAGAGUUUACACAGGACAGAAGCCAUUCACAUGUUCAGAAUGUGGGAAAUGUUUUCAUCAGAAAUCAGAACUUGCCACACAUCAAAGAAUACACACAGUGGAGAAGCAAUUUUCAUGUUCAGAAUGUGGGAAAUGUUUUAAUCAGAAAUCAGAACUUGUCACACAUCAAAAAAUUCACACAGAGGAGAAGCCAUUUUCAUGUUCAGAAUGUGAAACAUAUUUUACCCAUAAAUCAUCUCUUUUUAAACAUCAGAAAACUCACACAGGGGAGAAAGGAUUUUCAUGUUUAGAAUGUAGCAAAUGUUUUAGAUGUGAAUCAGAACUUGUCACACAUCAGAGAAUUCACACAGGGGAGAAGCCAUUUUCAUGUUCAGAAUGCGGGAAUUGUUUUCAUUGUAAAUCACAUCUUGUUAGACAUCAGAGAAUUCACAGAGGGGAGAAGCCAUUUUCACGUUCAGAAUGCGAGAAAUCUUUUACCCAUAAAUCAUCGCUAUUUAAACAUCAGAAAACUUACACAGAGGAGAAGCCAGUUUUAUGUUUAGAAUGUGGAAAAUGUUUUAGAUGUAAAUCAGAACUUGUCACACAUCAGAGAAUUCACACAGGGGAGAAGCCAUUUUCAUGUUCAGAAUGUGGGAAAUGUUUUCAUAAGAAAUCAGUUCUUGUUAAACAUCAGAGAAUUCACAGAGGAGAGAAGCCAUCUUCUUGUUUAGCCCGUUAGUGACCUCCCCUAUGUGUUUUUAUGGUGUUCACUAAUUGGCUUUAUUCCAUCACAUACGUUUUUUUAGGGCUCAUGCACAUGGUAGUAUUGCUGAGAUGCCCGUAUUGUGAACCAGAAACAGCAGAUCUUCAAUAUACAGGCACCAAACGUGUGCACGCCAUAUCACAGACGCUGACCCAUUGAGUUGAAUGUGUCUGCAUUCCGCAAGAUAUGGCAAGGUUUGGAGCAGAGGCACAGAUCGAAGUGCUUCAGCAGGAUUUCAGUCCAUGCAUCCACACUGCAAAAAAAAAAAAAAAACAUGUUCUAUUUUUUUUUGGCGGGACAGAAUGUAUCUUGCUAAUCGUGGACCUUUUGAAGUGAAUUGGUCUGCAUCUGCAACCGGCGUGCACUAUUCCGGUGGCUGUGCACUGCGGAGCCCUUUCAGUGAGAUAACACAUCACCUUGCUUUCAGCUACCAGAGGUAGCUGAGGCCUUGGAGACGUGAGAGCUCCCCAACAAUUCAUGGCCUCCUGUAUUGAAUGAAUGCUGGUGAUCAAAGGACAGAUUCAGUUAAAGUGAAAGUAAGUUUUUCUUUAAAAAUCUCCUCCAAACAAAAAUGUUUGAGAUUAAAUAAAAAACCCUACAGAUUCCCAAAGGUACCACCCAGCCUGUGAUUAGUAUGGGGACCCUCCAGUCCUGUAAAACUGCAAAUACAGAGUCCUAUGAGAAUGUCCAUAAAAUAGAGCUGGAUUCCCAUAAUAACUGGUGUCCAGACAUAUGGAAAAAGGGGCAUCAUUCACACUUGUAAAUGGACAGUUACUUGCAGUCAAGUGGAAUGACAGAUAGGAUGUCUGCAGGCUUUCCACUAAGCAUGAGGACAGCACAGGGGUAGUAAUAGAGAGAGGCGCCACCACUGGUAAGAGUAAGCCUGUCUACAUGACACAUCGUAAAUCUAUGGGAGUAGUAUAUCUUUCAACCAUAUCUGGUGAAGCACAAAACCAGAAAAAUAAAUGGGCAUUACAUCAAAUAUGGGCUUGUCGGGAAACCGUCAGCUCUGGUCCUACUGGGCACAUUUCAUCAGUAAUGUGCAAGUUCUCCCAACAAGUGACCCCGGCUAGGAUUGCCUCAUUACAUAGAUGCCAUUACUCGCCCUCCUAAAGGAAUAUCAUCUUAAUCUGUACGCCCUGACCAAAAUGUACCUGUAGAUAAAUUCAACAAGUUGGGUCCCCGCCACCGCUGUAUUUGUAUAUUUGUAAGUCAUGUGGUUCACUCAUCUCACAUGAUCUUAAUCUGUACACCCUGACACUGUUUCUUAAUAUAUUCUGUUGUCUGUUUUGCACAUAGUGGUUACUACCUUGCCAGGCAGAGGCUGUUUUGGUGCACAAGCUUCACAUUUGGAUGCCCCAGUUACAGUGAUGUGUAAAUGUCCCACCUGCCAAAAUAUAUUUUCUAAGUAUCAAAAUAUAUAAUAAAAUAGAAAAAAACAGCCCACACCUGCCGAAACGGUUGGCAUAGUUGCUCCUUUCACACGAAACAAACAAAAAUACCAAAACAGGGAACCAAUUUUAACCAUUUCUUCUGUGUCAAUUUGCAUAUUUAACCCUUAGGAUACAGAAGGUUUUUUCAUUUUUGCAUUUUUCUUUUUCUUCCCUAUUUUCCUUGAGCCAUAACUUUUUUUUAUA
Molecule: messenger RNA, 3428 nt
Organism: Bufo gargarizans (Asiatic toad)
Lineage: Eukaryota; Metazoa; Chordata; Amphibia; Anura; Bufonidae
Product: zinc finger protein OZF-like
Exons: 2
Coding region: 196-1767 (523 amino acids)
Biological process (GO): negative regulation of transcription by RNA polymerase II
Molecular function (GO): DNA-binding transcription repressor activity, RNA polymerase II-specific
Source: RefSeq, a predicted model, not a curated record